UGUAUAUAAAUAGCCGAAUUAGACACAGCGGUUCAGUUGUUUCAACGCAGUGAGUUUGAAUAGAUCGCAAUGAGUUUAGCUGGUAAAGUUGUUAUUGUAACUGGAGCAAGUUCCGGCAUUGGUGCCACCACAGCUGUUGAAUUUGCCAAGCAGGGUUCCAAAGUGGUGCUCACAGGACGAAAUGAAGCAAAUCUAAAAGCUACGGAAGCUGCCUGUAAAGCAGUCAACAGCGAAGUAGAACUACUACUCAUCAUCGCCGAUGUAACGACGGACGCCGAGAAGAUUAUCAAAACAACAAUUGACAAAUUCGGACAAUUGGAUGUGUUGGUGAACAAUGCCGGUUUUGGUGAAAGGGGUUCAAUCUUAGAUAUUGACGUCGACCAAUUUGAUCGUGUCAUGAAUACAAAUUUGCGUUCGGUCUUCCUGCUGACUAAAUAUGCCGCACCACAUCUCGUGAAGACCCAAGGUAAUAUCGUGAAUGUCUCCAGCAUCACAGGAUUACGUGCAUUCGCUGGUCUUACGGUCUAUUGCACAUCCAAGGCAGCACUGGAUCAAUUCACCAGAUGUAUUGCUUUAGAUUUGGCGCCGAAAAAUGUGCGUGUGAAUGCCGUAAAUCCUGGUACGAUUGUGACAGACUUCCUAAAGCGUGUUGGCUUGUCAGAAGCGGAAUAUGCUAAAUUUUUGGAGCAUUCGAAAACCACACAUGCGCUGGGUCGCGUCGGCGCUGCAAAGGAAGUAGCUGAUGCCAUUAUUUUCUUAGCCAGUGACAGUUCGAGCUUUAUAACGGGCGCAACUCUGCCGAUCGAUGGUGGCAGACAUGCCAUGUGUCCACGUUAAUAUUCCUGAGAACAGUUAAAUAAAAUAAAAUAAUAAAUAUGCUUUAAAAUA
This is a messenger RNA of Bactrocera neohumeralis, 888 nucleotides long. RefSeq lists its product as uncharacterized. NCBI's taxonomy places the organism in Eukaryota, Metazoa, Arthropoda, Insecta, Diptera, Tephritidae. Gene Ontology annotation, molecular function: oxidoreductase activity. Bases 70 to 837 code for a protein of 255 amino acids. The transcript has a single exon. The record is from RefSeq and is a predicted model, not a curated record.